AAACAGGGACAGGAAGUAACUCGGAAGUGACGAAAGUGCUCCUUAUAAACCAUGCUUGAAUGGAGGUGACCUUAGUGCAUAAUCUAGUAGUUAAGUCUUAUCGUUAUCGGUCCCUCGUUUUAUGCGCCUGCCCAAUAUUGUUUAAUACAAAAGUUGUGUUAAAAGGUAUUGAGCGGGACGAGCAGACAUGGCGGAGGCUCACCAAGCACGCGUUCAGGCUGUGGUGGAGGAAAUGGUCCAAAGCCUGGAGAGGGAUCACAUCCGAAAAAUGCAGGCUCGCAUGUUCAAGUGCAGCGCGGACUGCUGUGAUCGACCCACAGACACCAUGACCCAGGUGCAUCAGUGCAUCGACAGGUGUCACACUCCUCUGGCCAAAGCCCAGGGGCUCGUCACCUCCGAGCUGGAGAAGUUUCAGGACCGUCUGGCCAGAUGCACAAUGCACUGCAACGACAAGGCAAAGGAUUUGUUUGACUCCGGUGCCAAGGAACCCGCUGUCCGGUCCCUGAUGGAGCGAUGUGUGGGCAGUUGCGUGGACGACCACAUGAACCUCAUUCCCAGCAUGACUCGUAGAAUCCAAGAGAACCUGGACUCUAUACCCCAAUGAGAUGACAAACGUCAACGCUUGUACUGAGUCCACUCUGAUCAGUGACUAUGAAGUGGAAGUAAAAAGGCAGGAGACCUGGCGUCAGAACAUGGCAUCCACACUGCCUGAUAUACCGUGCACUUUGAAUCAUGCAUCAGGUGUUGCGCUUUCAAACAUAUUUAAGUUGUUUGUCAUACAAGUACAUACAUGUUUCUAUAAAACAAUUACAUUUACUUUUGACUGCAUUUCUUGUAGAACCUAGCAAAAAAUAACUGACCGAAUACAUAUAGUGAUUUAUAGACCAGUAGCAGAACUUUAACAUCUAUUCUAAAGCUGACUGGAAGCCAGUGUAAAGACUUUAGAAUUGGAGUAAUAUGCUCUGACCUUUUUGUUCUCGUCAAAACCCGAGCUGCAGCAUUUUAAUGCUCUUUUGAGGGAGUCCAUUCAGAAGACUAUUACAAUAGUCAAGUCCACUUGAGAUAAAAGCAUGGAUGAGCUUCUCCUGGUCUGCUGGACACAUACAAGCCUUCACUCUGGAUAUGUUCUUCAGAUGGUAGAAGGCAGUUUUAGUAAUUGAUUUGAUAUGACUGUUGGAAGUCAGGUCGGAAUGUAUCAGAACACCAAGGUUUCGGACUUGGUCUUUGAAGAGAGUGACUCCAGGUAUUUACUAACAGCAAUUCGCUUUUCUUUAUUGCCAAAAACAAUUAUCUCAGUUUUGUUGUGGUUAAAGACAUUUUUGGCUCAUCCAGAUAUUUAUGUCUUAGACACAAAACCUCAAUUGAACUGUAGUCAUCUGGAGACACUGCGUCAUCUGCAUAGCUAUGAUAGUCAAAAUUAAAAUUCUGAAGAAUUUGACCCAAGGGUAGCAAAUAAUUACAGCUGAACAGAAGGGGUUCAAGAACUGACCCUUGAGGGACCCCAUAGGUCAUUGCCAUUCGAUGAGAUUGAACACUUCCAAUGGCUACAAAAUAACUCCUUUCCUCCAGGCAGGACCUGAACCAUUUAAGGACUGUUCCAUUUAGUCCUACCAACGUUUCCAACCUGUUCAGCAGUAUAUUAUGAGCUACCAUAUCAAAAGCUGCACUGAGGUCCAACAAGACCAGAAUUGACACCUUUCCCGAGUCAGUAUUCAAACUUAUCAUUUAGCACUUUGAUGAGCAGAUUCUGUACUGUGAUGAGUUCGGAACCCUGAUUGACAUUUCUCAAAAAGUCAAUUUAAGUUCAAGAAAUUGCUGAGUUGAUUAAAAAUAACUUUCUCAACAAUCUUGGCUAUGAAAUGGAGAUUUGAGAUGGGUCUAUAGGUUGCUAACAUGGAAGCAUCCAGCGCACUUUUUUUUUUUUUAAAGCAGAUGCUUGGUAGCUGCUUGAAGAGCUUUUGGAAACUCGCCUGACUGAAGUGAGCAAUUGAUUAUUUGCUGCAAAUCAGCUAGCACAGACUUCGCAGUAGCUUUGAAAAAGACAGAUGGUAUUGAGUCGACAGCUCCUUGAUGGUUUCAGCUGCUGGUAGUGGCAAACCCAAUGUUUAAGCGCUCUAUCACUGGUCCAAUCAUGUGAUGUAAGAUUUUUUUUUAAAGGGUUUACAAUAAAGACUUAUGGCAUUUACAGGAAAACAAAAAAACAUCCUAAUCCUUGUUUUGGGAUAGUGCACGAGCAUAAGGGGACUAGCAGCGCUCAUUGUCAUGGUAAUGCUUAGAGGUUUUCAAAAUAUAGUGUAGUGGACCUCCACUUAGAAAUAAAACCCGAACAAAUCCCAUAAUAUAAUGGAACCUCCGGAGUUUAAUGCCCCAAAAGUAGUACAUUUGGUGGAAAAACCAACUUUCUUGGGGAGAAAUGUGCCUAAAUGUCAAACAGAAGCAUUGGUGUUCAGUGAGGAUUGAACUCCUUACCUUUCUUUUGCUUUUUUUUCAUGAUGGUCAAGCAGAAAAUUUUCAUAACCUUAAGAGUCUAAGAAAUGGAACUUAAUAUGACAUAGGAAAGGGUAAGGCCGCUCAGUGCAAUAUGAUAAAUACAAUUCAUUCAAUACCACAAUCACAGUAUCACUCAACAAUCAAGAUCCUGAGCUCUCUCCAUUACAUCUGUCAGCUGAGGAAUUUUACUUUAGUUUUAUUAUACAGUACAUUAGUUGUAUGUUACUCUAAUAAGUUACUCAAAAACAAUGCCCCGUAAUGAUAAAGAUUUAUGAUGGUGGCAGUUUGAACCCAGGACAGGUUAAGGUAACUCCCAUUGUUUCCAAUUGGACAAAUUGUUUUGACAGAACACCUUGGAAGUCAACCAGCAUCCUAAUAGGAAAGUGGUGUAAAGAAAUACAGAAGCAGGUAUAAAUGAAGAUAUUAUAGCACCACAGCCCAUGUCUUUGGGCAGUUUUAUUGGCAAUGAACAUCUUGUAUACAUAAUUCUGCUUUGCAAAAAAAGUAAAAAAUAAAUAACUGUUGAAUAAAAAAACCAAAAGUGAUGC
Phycodurus eques (leafy seadragon) is the source of this 3038-nucleotide messenger RNA. RefSeq names its product family with sequence similarity 136 member A (gene timcc). The record is from RefSeq and is a predicted model, not a curated record. The transcript has 3 exons. Gene Ontology annotation, cellular component: cytoplasm. Bases 188 to 604 code for a protein of 138 amino acids. Lineage: Eukaryota; Metazoa; Chordata; Actinopteri; Syngnathiformes; Syngnathidae.